AGUUCAUCCUCCUUGAAUAAUAUAAUAAAAUUAGUGUUAUCCCUCAACAGGUGUUUAGGUAUUCUAGAGUACGAUUGUGCGAGAUAAAAACAGUCUAUGUUGUUGUGUCUUCCACGAGAAUAAUACGAUUUUAUAAUAUUUUGAUUUUCGCAUAUAACAUCGUCGAAAAUAAAAACAGAGUUGGGGAGCGCUUUUUCGGGAGGCGUAACACUAUCGUUUUCGUGAAAAGUAAAAAGCUUUAACCCUUUCAACCCUUGUAAGAUUUUUCUUAAAAUUAUGUAUUUUGACUGAUGUAGGGUUUUACUAUAGAUAUACACAUUCUCAAACUUGAUUCCAUUAAUAUCCGUUAACAGCGCGAAAAUAACAUUGGUCUUGCCACACCCCGAUGGUCCUACAAUCAACCCUCUCAAUGUGUUUGGAAAUAAAAAUCCGUGUCGUUUAAAUGUCGAGCCCACGGUUAUAUCUACAUUUUGAACCGAGAGUUUAUGUUUUUGCUCGAAAAUUCGCAUAUUAUUAAAAACAUAUAUAUAUAUUAUUGAGAAUCAUGAAAAACUAACGCACACGAUGAAAACCACUGGAGCAAUGAAGAACAAUAAAGGUCGCGGAUUGCUAAACUAUAUUAUAAAUAAGAUGCCUAUGGAAAUGCAUUUACCGUCUUAUCAGUUUUGCGGGCCAGGGACAAAAUUGAAAAAACGAUUGGCGCGCGGCGAUGCGGGUAUAAAUAGCCUAGACAGAGCGUGUAGAGUACACGACAUGGCCUACGAUGCCAGUAACGUAAAAUCGGAUCGUCACGCGGCAGAUUCUGUUUUAGAAAAGCAAGCUUGGGAUUCGUUCGCUUCUGAAAAUACGGGCUUAAAAGAAAAGGCGGCCGCGUUGGCCGUCGCUACGGGCAUGAAGUUGAAGAGAAAAUUGGGUAUGGGCUAUAAAAAAGUAAAGAAUAUCAAGAGAAAAACAAAAAAGACGCCGACAACAAAUACUAUGAUAGCCGCUAAAAAUAAAACAAACAAGAAUAAAAAACAUUUAAUGUCCAGAAUCAUACCAACGCCCAAGUAUGGAGGUGUUUUACCGCUGAUUACGCUAUUUUCGGCUCUGAGCGCACUAGGAGGUCUGGCAGGAGGAAUUUCGAAUGUAAUAAAGACGGCACACGAAUUAAAAACCAAUAAAAAGCAGGGUAAUGGAAUUAAACGAUAUCGAGUAGGACGAGGCAUGUAUUUAAAACCCUACAAAGGAGGAGGUAACAGUGGGGAGGGUAAAAAAAAAAAUCUUAUUAAAAAAAUAGAGUUACCCGAUAACGCCAUGUAUGAUUAUGAGGUUAUAAAGUAUGCAAAACUAUUAAAAAUACCUCACUUUAGGGGCUGUUAUUGUAGAGAUAAUUUGCCGAAACGAAGUAGGCACGCCGAGUCGAUGGUUGUAAAUUUAGAUAGUGUUAAUAACAGUGGUACGCAUUGGGUCUGUUUUAGUAAAAUCGGAAAAAAUGUAAAUUAUUUUGAUAGUUACGGAAAUUUAAAACCGCCCGUCGAAAUUAUAAACUAUCUAAAAGGGUGCAAUAUAUAUUACAAUUACGAUAAUUAUCAAAAUUAUAACUCGUCAAAUUGUGCUCAACUCUGUUUGAGAUUUCUCGCGUCGCCAUGACGUCUAUUUCACUG
Molecule: messenger RNA, 1646 nt
Organism: Daktulosphaira vitifoliae (grape phylloxera)
Lineage: Eukaryota; Metazoa; Arthropoda; Insecta; Hemiptera; Phylloxeridae
Exons: 2
Coding region: 565-1632 (355 amino acids)
Biological process (GO): arachidonate secretion; phospholipid metabolic process
Molecular function (GO): A2-type glycerophospholipase activity; structural molecule activity
Source: RefSeq, a predicted model, not a curated record